Cydia strobilella is the source of this 7373-nucleotide messenger RNA. RefSeq names its product anion exchange protein 3 (gene Ae2). Gene Ontology annotation, cellular component: plasma membrane. Gene Ontology annotation, molecular function: monoatomic anion transmembrane transporter activity; solute:inorganic anion antiporter activity. The transcript has 20 exons. Lineage: Eukaryota; Metazoa; Arthropoda; Insecta; Lepidoptera; Tortricidae. Gene Ontology annotation, biological process: regulation of intracellular pH; transmembrane transport; monoatomic anion transport. The record is from RefSeq and is a predicted model, not a curated record. Bases 120 to 3734 code for a protein of 1204 amino acids.
CCCGAAAUUUUCACGGCCAAUUUUCCGUCCACAGGUAAGCGCGUACGCAUGCCCUUCCGGUGCCAGCGCUCAGUCGAGCCGCGACCUCCGCGCGCGACGGACGUACGUACGUGACAAUCAUGAGUUCGGGCAAGCGGAAACUGUCGUUCCUGGGAUUCGCACCUUCUCAGGCGGAAGGGGAGGAGAUUCACCUGGACGAGGAGAUGGACCGAGUGGUGUGGGGGGAGACGAGGGCGGAGCCGCUGGACUCGACGCGGUACCGCGCGUCGACGGAGCCGCGCCGCGACAGCGCGGCCCCGGUUCCCCCCGAUUACGAAUCAACCCGAGAAGGUUUGGGCUGGAGCAGCUCGGGGACCUCGCCGGCGGAGCCGUCCCGGACCUCAACCAUGUCGCCGAAUCAGACCAUGUCGCCUUCUUCAUCGAGCAGCCCGCGCGAGGAUGGCGACCGUCACGUCCAGUUCGAUGGCCCGGCCCCGGCCACCCCCGACCCCGGAACGACGCCGAACGACGAGAGCGACUUGCGGCGCGAGCAGCGGACCGCCCGCCUACACCACCGCCACCAAGGCCGCAAGUAUUCUCUCCAAGAAGGCGCGCGGGGCGGAACAGUCCGAACGGACCACCCUACGCCGACGGAGCGUGUCUCAACGGCCGAGGAGCUGCGAGAGGCGGAUGCUGAUGACCUCGCCAGCCACCGGACCGACGACCCAAAGGGCCUCCGUCGUCACCUGAUACAUCAGACUAAGGAUACGUCCACGGUCCACGUGGGACGGCGGGAGGGAGGCGAUCGUCUCAAUUCCCUUAUUAAUGAGAAGAAACUGUAUGACCGUAAUCCGCAUUCCGUAUUCGUACAACUAGACGAACUCCUAGCCACCGGCGACGGCGAGGCCGAAUGGAAGGAAACAGCCAGAUGGAUCAAAUACGAGGAAGACGUGGAAGAAAGCGCGGGCCGCUGGGGACAGCCUCACGUGGCUUCGCUAUCCUUCCACUCACUCCUCAAUCUUCGGAGGUGCCUGGAGACGGGAGUGGUACUGCUGGACUUGGAGGAGCGUGAUCUGCCCGGUGUUGCUUACAGGGUGGUGGAGCGUAUGGUGGACGACGGACUUAUAGAGGAGGAUGACAAGCCUGUGGUCAUGAGGAGUCUGUUGCUCCGCCAUCGUCAUGUCCAUGAUGACCGCUUCCGUUUCUCCAUCGGACGGAAGCAUGCUUCUUACACCAGCUUGCAGUCGAUCUGGAUGGAGGAGGGCGGGCGCGGAUCUUUCGGCGCCCGGGGGUCCCUGGGCACCGCGGCGCCCGCCCCGGCGCCCGCCGGACGACGCCACAGCUUGUUUCCACUCGGACUCGGCGCUAAAACCAACUUGGCGGACCCACGUCGGCGCCGAAGCUCAAAUGCUAUACCACUGGACAAACCCAGCAUGCACGAGGUGAAGAAGAAGGUAUCCACGGCCGGCUCCGAGAAGAUAGACCUCAAGGAAGUGGAGUAUACAGUCGCUGGUUCACAGGAUGAACUGCGCCGUGGCCACAAUGAAGCCAUCAUGAAGCGCAUCCCCGGAGACGCAGAAGCCACGACCGUCCUCGUAGGAGGUGUCGGCUUCCUCGACCAGCCCACCAUCGCCUUCGUCCGUCUCGCACAUGGCAUCCUCAUGCCCUCGAUCACGGAAGUCCCCAUCCCUGUCCGGUUCAUGUUCAUCCUUCUGGGCCCUGUGACUGCCGAACUAGACUACCACGAAGUCGGUCGAUCCAUCUCAACUCUAAUGGCGAAUCCUUCUUUCCACAAUAUCGCUUAUAAAGCUGACGACAGACAAGACCUACUAUCAGCCAUCAAUGAAUUCUUAGACGAUUCCAUCGUGCUCCCGCCUGGUGAUUGGGAGCGGCAGGCGCUCCUACCAAUGGAUGAGCUCCGUGCGAAGAGCGAGAUGAUUCGCCGUCGCAAAGCCAACGCAUUGGAGAAGAAGAGGGCUUCAGUAGCUGCUGGGGCUGGGGCUGUGACCAUUUCUGAGGAGAAACAAGCGCUGCUGAGGAUGGAGACGGCCGGAUUGCCGCCUAAGGAACCUGAGGGGCCGCUUGAACGCACCGGACGACUUUUCGGAGGCGUGAUCCGUGACAUCAAACGGCGCUACCCGUACUACAUCUCCGACUUCACGGAUGCUCUGAACGGGCAGUGUGUGGCCGCCACCAUCUUCAUGUACUUCGCCGCUGUGUCCUCCGCUAUCACGUUUGGAGGCCUGCUGGCUACUAAGACGGAUGGGAAUAUUGGGAUCUCUGAGACAUUGCUAUUCACUAGUUUCGGUGGCAUACUCUUCGGGCUGCUAGCGGGGCAGCCGAUGAUGAUAACGGGAGCGACUGGCCCCCUUCUACUUCUGGAUGAAUCGCUCUUCAGCUUUUGCAAGUCUUACGGGUUCGACUUCUUGGCUGCGAGGAUGUAUUGCGGACUAUGGAUGAUCGUAAUAGCACUGCUGAUCGCUUCUGUUGAGGGCAGCGUUGCUGUCAAGAAAAUCACAAGGUUUACAGAAGACAUCUUCGCGUUCCUCAUCUCCUUGAUAUUCAUCUGCGAGCCCAUCACGAGUCUGAUCAACGUGUACCGAGCUCAUCCUCUGGGCAUUGAGUACGCCAUGUACGGGAAAAACAUCAGCACACCCGGGAAUAACACUGUCCUCAACGGCACUGAAGCGGACAACGCCACUGUGUGGGGUCCUCCUCUUCUGCCGCCGCCGCCUGCGCCACAACCAAACACCGCUCUGUUCUGCACAAUCCUCACCAUGGCUACCUUCAUCAUCGCCUACUACCUGCGUAUCUUCCGUAACGGCAAAUUCCUUGGACGCAGCGCGCGACGUGCGUUAGGUGACUUCGGAGUCCCAAUCGCCAUAGUCCUGAUGGUGGGUCUGGCAUCUGCUGUUCCUGUCUACACUGACACAUUGCGUGUUCCCGAGGGUCUGCACCCCACUUCCCCCCGAUCUUGGCUGGUGAUAAUGAAUCCUGGCCUGGCGACUAUUCCAGCCUGGGCCGCGUUCGCUAUGGCCCUGCCUGCGCUCAUGGUCUACAUCGUCGUUUUUAUGGAGACGCAUAUCGCAGAGUUGAUCGUCGACAAACCCGAGCGCCGACUGAAGAAAGGCAGCGGCUUCCACAUGGACAUUGUGAUCAUGUCGUUCGUGAACUGCAUUUGCGGCAUGUUCGGCGCGCCGUGGCAGUGCGUGGCGACCGUGCGGUCGGUGUCGCAUGUGGCGGCGCUCACUGUCAUGUCGACCACGCACGCUCCUGGUGACAAGCCGCAUAUCGUUGAGGUUAAAGAGCAACGCCUGACUGGUCUACUGGUAGCCUUCCUCACUGGUCUAUCGGUGUUGGCCUCCGGUCUCCUCACCCUCGUGCCGAUGGCUGUGUUGUUUGGGGUGUUCUUCUACAUGGGCAUCUCCGCGCUGGGAGGCAUACAGUUCUGGGACCGUUGUAUACUUAUGUUGAAGCCGGUGAAGCAUCACGCUCAAGUGCCCUACGUGAGAAGGGUACCAACGUGGAAGAUGCACAUGUUCACGCUGGUGCAGCUGUCCGGCAUCAUAGUGCUGUACACGGUCAAGUCCUCGCGGUUCUCGUUGGCGAUGCCGUUCUUCCUGGUGAUGAUGGUGCCAUUGCGUAUGUCGCUGGCCUGCUUGUUCACACCGCUUCAGCUCCGCGCGUUGGACGGAGUGCAGAAAGAAACGGAUGAUGAUGAACCGGAUUUCUACCAAGAGGCACCGUUGCCGUAAACGCGAGCGUCAACGGAAACGCUCAUGUGAUUCCUUCUACAUAUCUGCCAAGAAUCGUUGGUGGACGGAACAUUCCCCGGUUUACUGAUGUGCCUCCGGAAUGUUUCCAAAACUGCGAAAUUUUGCACAUUGAAAAAUUUCGGAAAAUUUUCAUAUUUUUGUGUGUAUCGAAAUUUUCCGUUUCCGUAAUUGUCUAUGAAAUUUUCUUGAAAUUUCCGAGAAUUUUCCCAGUUUUUUUUUUAACUCCGUAACUGGCAUAUUGUAUUCGCCUUCUGUACGUUAUAUGAAAACGCCAAUUUAUUGAGAUUUUAGGUAUAGAAGUUUAUUUUUCAUGCCAAAGAGACACAUCGUGGAUUAAUUAGCUUGAGAGAAGACUAGUAGACGAUUAAAUUAAAAUCUUACGGUUUUAUGCAACUGGCCCGUGGAACUGGCAACUGGAACUUGGCCCUUAUACUGGACAUUGAAUUUCUAAUAAUUACUGAUGUGUCGUCGGAGAGUUCCCAAAAUUGCGAAUAUUACACAUUGAAAAAAAUUCCGGGUAUCACCAUAUUUUUCUAUGGUGAGCGUAAUAUUCCGUUUUCAAAUGUAAGAGUACUUAUUUUUCUAUGAAAUUAUUCUGAAAUUUCCAAGAACUUUUCCAACUUUUUAAAACUCACCGUAACUCGAAAUCUUUAUUACGCGUGCAUACACGCAGUAUCUUUUUGGCACUUUUCGAUAUUUCGUGUAAUGACCACUUAAAAAAUAUUGUAUGAAAUAUUGUUGCCAACAUUAUUUAAAUGUCAUGUCAUGUUUUUUUUAAUUUAAUUUUUUUUAAUCCUCUAACAGAAGUGUAUCAGAUCUUACUAUUUAAAAUAGUAGAAGAUACCGUAGGUAGAAAUCCACUAGAUGACAUGAAAAAUAUUUGUUAAAUUUACAAUUUUAUUUCAAAGUAAGCGCUUGGUAGUAGAAAAAGUAUUGUAUGUAGCGUUGUUUAACUGAGUCAAAAAAUACUCGUGGCGUCUUUAUUAACAAUUUUCAGCUUCGCCUCAAAUUGUUACUCACGCCACUCGCCUUUUUGACUUUUAAACAACGGUUGCAUAAAAUACUAUUAAACUAUUUUGAUUUUAUUAGUUAGUUAGUGAAGUUUAUUACUUCAACUUCAACUUAAGUUUGUUAAAACGGCCUCUUACUUACUCUGUACACUUAUAAUUAAUAGUAGAGAAACUAAGGAAAAAUGUAUUUAGUACUGUUGUUUUAUUUUAGGAUUCUAUAUAGAAAGUAUUAUUGUUAUGAAUGGUAAUGACUUAUUCGAAGAUUGUGCAGUUCAAUGAUAUAUCAGAACGAAAAUUCGUGAAAAAGAGACGCACUGAUUCUUACAUAUUUAUUCAGACUAUAUCUUUAGAAUAAGCUUGAGGAUAAUGGAGUUUACGAGAGUUAAAAUUAAUAUAAAAUAUAUGUUAGAAGAUUACAGUAGUGUGUUGUUUGAAUCUUUGCAUCUUUAAAACAUUACAAUUUUAAAAUUCAAUGUUAGUUGAUAUAUAAACAUUUAUGUACCUACUAUUGGGGACAUUCGCGGUGAACCAGUUCAGAAUGUUUUUACCUAGAUCCUUACGAGCGAGCUAUCCACCCAUAGAGAUCUCAGAUCACCAAUUACGAUGCAUUUAGGAUUCUAUAUCUUAAUAAUGAAAAGGGUAAAAGCAGGUAAUGAGGCAAAUGGGUAGUGAGGACAAUUUAUAGUUGUUGUUGUUUAGGCUAAGCUUCACCUGCCCAGAUAACCGAUUAGGAUACAUUUUGGAUUCCUUAUCUUAGUUUGCAAAUGCCGGCCAUCACUAAAGACAAUGGAUGGCAAUAAAUUUCAUCUGAACUAACCUUUUUUUUUCAACACCCACAUUUUUAAGUGACAUGCUAUUGGUCAUCACUCUCGUGUAAUCGCCUGACCGCCUGCAAGACGUUUAAACGAUUUUUGCCCUUAAGGUCCGCAAAUGUCCCCGAUUGUACAUCACACAGUAGUUGUGUCCAUAAACAAUUUUAAUAAUAGAGUUAAAUAUAUUAUAAUCCUUACGAGUAUGACCGUGAGAACGUGACUGUAUGGAUUAUUCUUUGCUAAGGUACUUAAUUUCCAUAUUUAUUAUCGGGUUCACUGUGGGGGUCAUAAAAAGAGCUUAUAAAUACACUUUUGUACAGUCGCAACCAGAUAUAUCGGAGCGGCCAAGGUGCUCAAAAUAUCUGCACACGCGCUUGACAAUAGAGGCGUGUUCAGAUAUUUGUGAGCACCUAGGCCGGUCCGAUAUAUCUGAUGGUGUCUCUAUUGGGUAACUAACGAAAAAACGAAUUAGUUUACUUUGGGUUUUUGGCUCGGCAUAAUACAAAUAUACACAUUGUGAUACCUACUCUUUUUCUUGCGUCAUCAUAUAAUUAGUAAAAUAUCUAUAAAAAGUUAGUAACAACGACAUUUUAAAAUUCCUACUAAAUGAUUUUAGUUGGUACAAAGUGUCUCUGGAAGUGUGGAUCAAAUCGAAUACUAAACAAAAAGUCGUGGAAGUAUGACUACUGGGUCACCUUACUUCUGAUAUAUAGCCAUCAAAGGCAUUGCUCGAAGCAUUGCUUUUACCUUUCCUGAGAAAAUAUAACUAAGUAGUCUCAAUAAGGCCUUAGUGAAAUAGUAACUUAGGCCUAAGCCAGAGGCAGAUGUGAAACUAAUUUCACCUCUGUAUAGAAAUGAUAAGGGCAAGUAUUUUUUAGGGUUCCGUGACCAAAGGGUAAAAACGGACCCUAUCACUAAGACUCCGCUGUCUGUCUGCCGUCUGUCACCAGGCUGUAUCAUAUGAACCGUGACAGUUGAAAAUUUUCACAGAUGAUGUAUUUCUGAUGCCGCUAUUACAAAUACUAAAAACAGAAUAAAAUCAAUAUUUAAGUAGGGCUUCCAUACAACAAACGUGUUUUUUUUGUCGGAACCCUUCGUGCGCGAGUUCGACUCGCACUUGGCCGGUUUUUUUAUGAUAUAGGAGCAAUUUCCGUCCUCGGACGCGAUAACACCAGAGGGCAGCGAACCUGCCUGUAACAUAGCUUUGCCUGCGUUGCCGGCCUUUAAGAUUGGGAGUACGUUCUUUUCUGGAAGGUUUGAAGGUCGGCUCGAAAAUACGGCGAGCGACAGUUCAUUCCAAAGCUGUGCGAGACAGGAAAUUUCUGGAAAAACGCAGUCAUGUCAUGGCAUGUGUCUCCUCGGGGUCCUUUAGAAUGCGACAGGAAAAGCGCUGAGAUAAGUUAGCAGUACUGAUGUGCCGUUGUAAAGAUUCAAAGUUAUGAAUCUUCUCAAAUGAUUUUUAGGACUCAGACCCUAACCCGUUAAACAAAAGCCUUUGUUUCUUAUAUGGAGAGGCACCUUAGUCGCGUGCCGAGCGCGUGCCAAAGCAACCAUGUCGUUAAAAGCAACUUUACUAUCGUGAUAGUAGUAAGGUUCAAAAUGUAACAGCUCAUUUUGAGAUAACGAGUUUGGGUGGGACGAUCGGAAGACAGUGUGUGGCCUCAAAAUACAGAGCUGCUCCAUAAAUUUGAUUUAAUAAAAAUUUAAUCGAGUUUGUGUCCGUUCAGUCAGUAGCGGUAGCAUUGGUAACCGCUGAAUAAAUAAACAAAGGCUUUUGUUUAACAGAUUAGGGUGGG